Molecule: messenger RNA, 1662 nt
Organism: Eimeria acervulina
Lineage: Eukaryota; Apicomplexa; Conoidasida; Eucoccidiorida; Eimeriidae
Exons: 2
Coding region: 1-1662 (553 amino acids)
Source: RefSeq, a predicted model, not a curated record
AUGCAUCAAGCAGUGCAGCAGGGGCCCCCAGCCAGCUGGGGGCCCUCCUGUACCCUGGGGCUAAAGGCCUAUGAUGCUCAGAGCAGGCUUACAUCAGGGGCCUCCGAUGCAGCAACAGCAGCAACAGCAGCAACACGAGCAGCAGCACCACCUCCACGAGCAUCAGUAGCACCAGCAACAGCAGCAGCAGCAGCAGCAGCGGGGGCCUCCUGGCUACGGAAGUGCCCCGUCUGCUGCUGCAGCCUCGCGGCCUGUGCAUGCGAUGCAGCAGCAAUAGCAGCAGAACAUAGAAGGCAGCAGCAGCAGCAGCAGCUGGUUCACCAGAGGAGACAGCAGCUGCAGCAGCAGCGCGAGCAGCUGGAGCGAGUGAAUUCCAUCCAGCAGCAGCAGAAGAUGCUGCUGCAGCAGCAGCUCAACAGCAACGACGAGGAGGACCCCCCGUUAGUCUACCCUGGGGGCCCCCUUGUGUCUUGCAGCUAUCAGAAAAGGGGUACUGAUGCUGCUGCACCUCGGGGGCCCCUCACAGGCUCAGGUGUCUCCUGGAGUGGAGGCGCUGUCUCUUCAUGGCAGCAGCAACAGCAGUGGCCGCAGCAGCAGCAGCAACGGCAGCAGCUGCAAGGCAGAGGUCGCUCUGCUGCAGCAGCGGGCAGCAGCAUCACAGGUGAAAUUCAGGGGUUGUUGGGCCCCCGUGUGCUUGCUGCCUGCAACCAACUGCAGCAGCAGCACCAGCAGGGGUCAGACAAGGCCCCUCUAGAGGACCUUAUGCUGUAUAAAGUGUCUCCGAGUCGAUCAACAGCUGCUGCUGUCGCUGCUGCAGUUAUUGGCGCGACGGCGGCGCCUAAAACUGUUGUUGCUGCUGCUGCUGCUCCUGCCCUGUGUCCCUCCUGGAGCCUGCAAGGGACAGGAGAAGCCCCUUCCAGCAGCAGCAGCAGCAACAACAACAACAACAGGGAGCAGCAGCUGUCUGACUGCCAAGUUGCCCUGCAGUGUCUCGGCAUCUCCCAAAGGAGACAAGGAGACAGAAAGAGGGAAGGAGACAGAGAAACAAAGGAGUCUCUUCAGCCUUCUCUUGAGGCCCAGAGGUCCUUCUUCAGCAGCAACUGGCUACCAGGGACUCAGCAGCCACUUGCUGCUACUAACACGAACGCUGCUGCUGCUGCUGCUGCUGCUGAGGGGGCGGAGGUUCAAUAUCUUCCCCACGAGGCCCGCAGAUCGCCAGUGUCUCCUUCUAGACAGCAGCCUGCUGCAACAGCAGCAGAAGGCCUCUGCGAACCUCCAUCCUCAAGGGAGACAGCAGAAGACAGAGAUGAAGGCAUCUGGCAGGAGACACCCCAGGGACGGCGGGCCCUAAGGGCGUAUCUUAUAGAGCUGCAGACCCGGCUUGCUGCGGCUGAGCAACAGGCCACGCACAACUUCGUCGGGUGUCUCUACAGAGAAAUUCAUUUACAAGGGCUCAGCCAGCAGCAACUUCUCCCUCAGGGGGCCCUCACUGUUGGAGAGCCCCUCGCUGAAGGGGGCCCCUCAGGGUCCUCUCCUGACGGAGCAGGUCGAGAGACACAGGAGGCAGCAGACAGUGCUAAGGAGCAGCAGCAGCAGCUUAUGUUGCUGCAGCAGCAGCUGCGGCUGCUUAGCAGCGAGAGAGAGGCAAGUGCUUCAGUAUAG